GAAAAAAUAGUCUCAGCACAAGAGAAACACAAGGAGAGAGAGAGAGGCUGCCAGAGGGGGGGCCCCCAACAACUACACUCUGGGGGGAGGGCAACAAGGGCAGCGGAUGUGUCAGACAGAAACGCACUGAACAUGGCAGCUCCAGGUUACCCCUCACCUGCUGCCGGAUACCAAAGCCCACCGUACCCUUCCCCGCCAUAUCCCGCCGGUCCGUCUGCUCCACCUGCGCCCCCAUCUCCAGGUUUCCAUGACUACCCCGGACCCGGCUGCAGCGUCCCCCCUCACCACCAUUUACAGCCGGCGUUACACCCACAGCCAGAGCCGCCACCGGGGGGCGCACCGUAUAUGCCAGUCAGCAGCGGCACCACCCCUAGUGCACUGGAGUACCUCAGCCAGAUAGACCAAAUAUUAAUUCACCAGAAAACAGAACUCUUAGAAGCUGUCACAGGCUUUGAGACAUGCAAUCAGUAUGAGUUACGGAAUAUGAUGGGUCAGCGGAUAUUCACAGUGCAGGAGAGGAGUACGGUGUGCGCACGUUGUUGCUGUGGUUCUCUCCGUCCUCUUACCCUCCAUGUAUGCGAUUACUCUGGGAGGGAGGUCAUCCAUUUUAUCCGGCCCCUCAAGUGCAACAGCUGCUGCUUCCCAUGCUGCCUACAGGAGCUGGAGGUGCAGAGUCCCCCAGGACACACCAUUGGGUAUGUGGUACAGACGUGGCAUCCAUUUGUUCCUAAAUACUCUCUUUUGACGGAGAGCCGGGAGCCUGUGUUGAAGGUCGUUGGACCAUGUCUAAUGUCCAGCUGCUGUGGAGAUGUGAACUUCCAGGUAAAACCCAUGUGUGAGUCCCGCAGCGUGGGACGGAUCAGCAAGCAGUGGGGCGGACUGCCAAAGGAAAUAUUCACUGACGCCGAUAACUUCGGGAUUCAGUUUCCAAAAGAUCUGGAUGUAAAGAUGAAAGCAGUGUUACUCGGGGCGUGCUUCAUCCUGGAUUAUGCCUUUUUUGAGAGAUCGAGAAGUAAGAGCGAGCGACACACAGUGAUUGGCUAGUGGUCCGGACCCCUCGUCUAGACAAUCAGCACCAUCUAUCCCCUCACCGUAUGCUCUGGUUUACACCCAAUCUAUAACCCGCUCCUCAACGCCCCCCGGAUCUCUCCCUGUACCUGGAAGUUUACAAGCGUCUGUAUAAACUGUAAACAGAUGUAUCUAUAUAUUAACGUGUGUAUGUAUUUGACUUUAAAUAUUGCUCUGUACAAAUGUCUUCUUAUCUAUCAUUAUAUUUAGUAUCUUUC
Pseudophryne corroboree (corroboree frog) is the source of this 1286-nucleotide messenger RNA. RefSeq names its product phospholipid scramblase 1-like. NCBI's taxonomy places the organism in Eukaryota, Metazoa, Chordata, Amphibia, Anura, Myobatrachidae. Gene Ontology annotation, cellular component: plasma membrane. The record is from RefSeq and is a predicted model, not a curated record. The coding region runs from base 133 to 1044 and encodes 303 amino acids. Gene Ontology annotation, biological process: plasma membrane phospholipid scrambling. Gene Ontology annotation, molecular function: phospholipid scramblase activity. The transcript is spliced from 8 exons.